ACACAGUUCCAGGCUGGCGUCCAGCCUGAGACAUCCGAUCGGCCUCGCCGGUCUUUAUUACCGUCACUUUGUCCUGGGCAGGACGUAAAAAGGCCUUGGAGUUGCAUCAUGGCAACGAAUGAACGACAUAGAGAGCAACGAUCUCUAGAUUUGCGACGUUCCCAAGGCUGGGCAACCAAGACGUACGACACCAUCUCCUUUCUUCAGCAAUUAGACCUCGACAUACUCUACCUAAUUCUGAUGACCCGCCACGUUAAUGACAUGUUUGUCUGGGACUUUGGCAUUCUUGGUUCUUUUCUCUUGCCAAACGGUAUGGAUAGACAUUGGAUCGGAAAAGGAUGGCGCCCUGAUCAUGAUUUGUCCUGGGCAGGACUUUAAAAGGCCCCGAUCCUCUGCGUUAAGGAUCGGCACGGGUGGGUUUGCAGCUGCAGUUCGGGAACGAUGUCUCCCUCUGCGAGCAGGAAAGGUUAUCCUGGCAACCCGAUUACGCCAUUUGGCGCACGAAAAUGUCCAGAUUACGCUCAGAUCCUCGGAUUAUCGGAUCAUGAGCGUUGGACGGGUUGGGCGGCUCCGGCCCCCGAAAACGGCCGAUUUGGCCCCGGUCUCCGGGUUUCCGGACCGGCUUCCAGGUCCGCUGAAGGCAACCUGGUUGAAACGACGAUCGAGAUCGACAGUCACGUCAGUAUUUCUUGUCACAAUCGCCCUCUGGGCAUAUACAGCGGUGGGACCACGUGACAAUGGGAAGCAACAGGUGGGGUAUUCUGGCUUCAAGCCAUGAGAAUGCAAGCCUGGCAAUGGUUCCCGACCUUCGAGGUUGGUUAAACCUUUGACGACAUUGGGGGACAGCAGGUGGGGGAUUACUGUUCAGAGUGGGAUGG
Molecule: messenger RNA, 878 nt
Organism: Colletotrichum acutatum
Lineage: Eukaryota; Fungi; Ascomycota; Sordariomycetes; Glomerellales; Glomerellaceae
Exons: 4
Coding region: 257-778 (173 amino acids)
Source: RefSeq, a predicted model, not a curated record